Messenger RNA from Archocentrus centrarchus (flier cichlid), 3315 nucleotides. Its product is annotated as SWI/SNF-related matrix-associated actin-dependent regulator of chromatin subfamily E member 1-like. Gene Ontology annotation, biological process: negative regulation of DNA-templated transcription. The record is from RefSeq and is a predicted model, not a curated record. Gene Ontology annotation, cellular component: SWI/SNF complex. NCBI's taxonomy places the organism in Eukaryota, Metazoa, Chordata, Actinopteri, Cichliformes, Cichlidae. Bases 109 to 1551 code for a protein of 480 amino acids. The transcript has 11 exons. Gene Ontology annotation, molecular function: nucleosomal DNA binding; nuclear receptor binding.
GGUGUGUGCGCGAAAGGCGGAACAGGCGGCCCCACAGAGGGAACAAAGGAAGGUUGGCGUAACCAGUAUGAAGAUAGCCUGCUCUCCGUAGCCCACUGCUCAACUGCGAUGUCAAAACGACCAUCCUACGCUCCUCCCCCUCCCCCUGCCCCGACAACACAAAUGCCUUCCACCCCAGGGUUUGUGGGCUACAACCCUUACAGCCAUCUGGCCUACAACAACCUCCGACUGGGAGGGAACUCCGGAGGCUCCAGCAGGAACUCCUCGGGCAUCACCGUCCCAAAGCCUCCCAAACCGCCAGACAAGCCACUGAUGCCAUACAUGCGGUACAGCCGGAAGGUAAGCAGGAAGGUAUGGGACCAGGUGAAGGCAUCCAACCCAGACCUGAAGCUGUGGGAGAUUGGAAAGAUUAUCGGGGGCAUGUGGAGGGACCUGAGCGACGAAGAGAAGCAGGACUACCUAAAUGAGUACGAAGCUGAGAAGAUUGAGUACAACGACUCUUUGAAGGCCUACCACAACUCACCGGCCUACCUGGCCUACGUCAACGCCAAGAACCGGGCUGAGGCGGCGAUGGAGGAGGAGAGCAGGCAGAGGCAGUCUCGUAUGGACAAAGGAGAGCCAUACAUGAGCAUUCAGCCUGCUGAAGAUCCUGAUGACUAUGACGAUGGUUUCUCAGUGAAGCACACAGCAGCUGCUCGCUUCCAGAGGAACCACCGGCUCAUCAGUGACAUCCUCAGUGAGAUUGUGGUGCCCGACGUGCGCUCUGUGGUCACCACGGCCCGCAUGCAGGUCCUCAAGAGGCAGGUCCAGUCUCUUAUGGUGCACCAGAGGAAACUUGAGGCUGAACUUCUUCAGAUCGAGGAUCGCCAUCAAGACAAGAAAAGACGCUUUCUGGAGACCACUGACUCGUUCAAUACUGAGCUGAAGCGGCUGUGCAGUCAGAAGGUUGAAGUGGACAUGGAAAAACUGGCAGCAGAGAUGGCUGCCGCUGAAGAGGCGGCGAGGCGCCGGGCGGAGGAAAGGGAGCGGGAGGCGGCGGAGCAGGCAGAGAAAGCGGCUCAACAGCAGCAACAGGAGGCUGCUGGAAACAAAGCUGCAGAGAAGAGCGCUGCUAAUGCUAGCAGCACAGCUAACCCCACCUCAGGGACCAAAGAGGAGGACCAACCUACACCAAUGGAGAUAGAUGAGGCUGCACCUGCUGAGCCCCCCUCAGACUCCCAGGUGGCUCCACCUCCUCCUCCAUCUGAUACUUCUUCUUCUUCCUCUGAUAAAGCAACCCCUCCUCCUGAGCUCCCCAGGGAAAGCAGCACUCCCAGCAGCAAUGCCCCCAGUGAUGAUGGAGGCAGCAGCAACAGCAUGCCUCCUCCACCCUCAGACAUCCCACCUGGAUCAGGAGCAUUCCCAGACCCACCUGUGGGCCAGGAAGCCAACCUCAGUACAGCUAAUCCUAAUGAGGCCACAGCACCACCUCCUCCCUUAGAGGAAGCAGCCCCUCCUCCACCACCGCCACUAUUGACCCCCAAUCAGAGCAGCCAGCAGUAUGAUAUGUAAUAGUGUUAGAGGCACAGUGGUAGCUGUAGAUGGUCCUCCCUGUGCUGCAGCUCUCCCUCUCUGGAUGGAGCAGCAGUGCUGUAGUGAUGCAAUAAGUGCAGAAGAAGUGGCUCUGUAAUAAUAAAUGUGCUGAUUGGUUGAGAGUUCUGAUAGUAAGGUCAAUACAAAGUAAAAAAAAAAUUAGUAUAAUCCAGCUUCAUGUAGCUGCACCAAACACAGGGAAAGUAGGAUUUCCUUUAAAGCGCUAUUUGUUUCCUUUAACUUAACUCAGCAUGUCUGAUUCGAUAAUGUGACUUCACUGAAAUGUCACCAAAGAGUACAACACUUAACCCGCUUUGAGUUUGUUUUCCAAGCACUGUACGAGCGAUUCCUCUUUUAUAAUCAUGUUACUUGAUGUUUUUGUUGUAUUAUAAAAUAAGCAGAUAGAGGCUCAGAACAGGAUCAUGCAGGGCUGUGAAAUAACUGCUCAGCAGAAACCACCCUGGCUGCUGGGAAGUGAGUCCACACACAGCAAUUAGUGAGUCGAGUUUCUUUUUUCAGUCUACAAAAACAGCAGAGAGGAGAUGGGGGGGUGUCCCUUAUCCUCAUAGUUGAAAUAAACACUUCACAUAAGUCUCACUGUGCAGACUUUGUGCAGUUGGAUGUGGUUUAAGUACGCAUUUGCAUACAUUAGCUGCAUAAACAAUCGGCCACAGCAUUAAAACCACCUGCCUGCUGUCCACCUUGUUCUUUAGGUACUGCAGUGUGACCUCAGCCAUCGGGGGGGGGGGGGCUGCAGCAGUGUUCAGGUGAAUCACUGCACGAAGGCUGAGAUUACCCAGCAGAACGUUACGUUGUGAUGACUGUGAGAGGUGUUAAUGUUGCGGCUUAUCUUUGUAUUUCUCAGUCUUGAUAUCUUUAUGGACCACUGCUGCAGAUGCUGGGCUUUAUUAUGUAAUUUAUCUUGGGGAAACUUGACACAUAUUAAUAAGUUAAAGGGCCACCUCUCACGAAAGGACCUCGACCUUUUCGGCUGUCACGUGUUGUUAAACCUCAAUUUUCUAGUUUCUCGAUACAUUUGAUUUACAGAACUACUACUGUUACUUUCUUUUUAAAAAAAAAGAGAUUUAGUGGAAUUUUUUAGAUAAGUGUAAUCCAGUUCAGCCUUAGUAUUUUGUACUCUUGAAUCAGAUGGCAUUUUUAACACACCACCUCAUGUGAAGUCAGCAUGAAUGAAGCCACAAUUUAUUUCCCAUAUUCUGCAUGCUUGCCUAUGUACUAACCUUCCCCAUUAAAGAAUUGGAGUACAGGUCUCAUGUAGCUGGAGCUGAGGAAAAAUGAAGUUUAGUACAAAAUGCACGAAGUACCCAGCAAACAGAUAAAUGAAACAGUGGGCUCACCUCCAAGGUAUUUUUUUUAAAUCCAAAUUACAUGUCUUGCUUUGAGUGUAAAAUGUUAGCAUGAAUGUUUCAUCAAGUUUAUGUAGAAAGAGCUGACACUUGUACUCAGUUAAUUUAAUUUGUACUCAUUUAAUCUGUAAGAGCUUCUCUGUGAGGCCGAGCUUUUGUUGUUUAGACCACAGAUUCCUGCUGGCACUACAAGCAUCUAAACUUCACCAGAGAAAUGCACAGGUAACCUUACUUAUGCAUUCAAAGGACUGUUUUCUUACUUGGACUGUUUUUAGUAAUAUGCCUGUUUUUUGUUUUUUUUUUUCAUUUUUCUUUUCUACUGUCUGAACUUGUCAAUCCAAAUAAAGAUGAUUUCAGUCUUUCUGCUACACCAGAA